This is a messenger RNA of Bufo gargarizans (Asiatic toad), 6149 nucleotides long. RefSeq lists its product as uncharacterized. The transcript is spliced from 23 exons. The record is from RefSeq and is a predicted model, not a curated record. Bases 1 to 5667 code for a protein of 1888 amino acids. Gene Ontology annotation, molecular function: RNA binding; 5'-3' RNA helicase activity. NCBI's taxonomy places the organism in Eukaryota, Metazoa, Chordata, Amphibia, Anura, Bufonidae.
AUGGUACUAAAGCUUAGCACGUUAAACGUUAGGGGGCUAAAUAGCCCUUACAAGCGCAACCUGAUGUGGAGGGAGGCCCUCUCCCUGCAGUGCGAUAUCUUCUGUGCCCAAGAGACACAUAUUCUAGCUGCUGAUGCUAACCGUCUUAAACACAGAUGUUUCCCAGUUAUCCUCCAGGCUCACUGCACUAAAAAGAAAAGAGGAGUGCUGCUAGCAAUCAGAAACACGGUGGCGUAUACUGCGGUAUCCUCCAAUGUCGACUCCGGUGGGCGGUUUAUUAUUCACGUAUGUUAUCUGAACAACGUCCUAUACACCUUGGUAAGUCUCUAUGCACCCAACACACAUCCUCAACGCUUCCUUCAGAAGCUCCUGAAUAAGGUCCAAUCCGUCCAACAAGGGAGGGUCCUUAUUUGUGGUGAUUUUAAUAUAGUCCCAGAUAUAUCUGUAGACUCAUCCUCCCUUACAAGAAGGAACUCUACUACACUAACGGGCAUACUCUCUAAGAUGGCCCUAUACGACAUUUGGCGCCUACACCAUGCCUCGGAACGUGACUACACGUAUUUCUCUCCCUCGCAUCUGUCGUAUUCCCGCAUAGAUCUUGUGCUGCUGGACAGAGCUUCACUCCUGUCUAUCACAAAUUCCGAUAUAGGUACCAUAUCAUGGUCAGACCAUGCACCCGUUUCAGUGAUAGUCUCAGAACAGUAUAACCGCCCUCCGAACCCGACUUGGAGAUUGAAUGAAUAUUUACUGGCAGACAUGGAUUGCCAGCUAGAGGUGAAAGCCGCACUGUCUGAAUAUUUUCAGAAUAAUGUCAACUCAGUAGAUAAUCCUUCUAUCACCUGGAUAGCGCACAAGGCCUAUAUUAGGGGCAUUUUUAUUAAGCUUGGGCACAGAGCUAAAAAGAAAAGGGAACAUCUCACUAAUUAUCUACUGAACAAAAUCCGUGCAUUAGAGAUUCUGAAUAAAGCGUCUCCUACUCUUAGCCACUCGGAGGAGCUUUGCUCUCUUAGGGCUCAGCUGAGGGAGCACACACUGCAUAACUAUGAAAGGUCCCUGAAAAAAGUGAAAGCUCUGUAUUAUUCCCAAGCAAAUAAGGCUGGGAAAUUACUAGCCAACAGAAUCAAAUGUAAGGCCCAAAAUUCCCGGAUCGCCUUUCUCUGGAACCCUUCAAAAACUCACAAAAUAUAUGACCCAAAAGGAAUUGCAAACAGUUUCAUGUCCUUUUACUCGCAACUCUAUAACUUAGCUGAUAAUAAGGAGGUGGUUCAGCCUUCUGUACAGGACAUAGAUACAUUUCUCGACUCCCAAAAUUUCCGGCCUAUUUCCCUCCUCAACACUGACCUGAAAAUCUACGCUAAAUUACUGGCGAACAGGUUGGCGGAGAUCGUCCCGUCUCUGAUUGCCCCUGAUCAAGUGGGUUUCGUUGCAGGUAGGCAAAUCACUGACAACUCUAGAAGAGUAUUAAACCUUCUUGAUAGAGUCAACAGUCUGCGAGUACCCACGGUGUUCCUUACGCUGGAUGCCGAGAAGGCAUUCGACCGAGUUAAUUGGUCGUUUGCCUUCUCGGUGCUCCAAAAGAUGGGAUUCCCUGCUGAUGUUAUCAAAGCUAUAGGAGCAUUGUAUAGGGGCCCUGCUGCUCGAGUUUUGACCAAUGGGGAACUGUCAGACCCCUUUAUCCUUUCAAAUGGAACUAGGCAGGGAUGUCCCCUAUCCCCCCUCAUAUUUAUUUUAUCCCUAGAGCCGUUAGCACAAGCUAUCAGACAAAAUGGGAGUAUCUCGGGAGUCCAGAUUGGUGAUAGGCAACACACUCUUUCACUAUAUGCGGAUGAUAUAAUCCUUUCCCUGACCAACCCGGCCGUAUCCCUCCAUGAGCUAAAAAAGGUCAUACACACAUAUGGCUCUUUGUCAUUUUAUAAGCUUAAUGAGAGCAAGUCCCAAGCCCUCCCCCUUUUUAUACCCAAUCAUACCCUGAACCAGUUAAAACAGUCCUACUCUUGGGAUUGGCAAACAUCAGGAGUUCAAUACCUUGGGGUCCAACUUACCCCCACUAUCCCAAAAUUGUACGAAGCGAAUUUUCCUAUUUUCCUCAUAGAUCUCCAAAAAGAAUUGGAUAACAUAAUGAAAACGGAGCUUUCAUGGUUGGGCAGGGUGUCAGCCUUUCAGCAGCAUGUGCUCCCUAAGCUUCUUUAUUUGUUCAGGAUUCUCCCAUUGGACCUUCCCAGCUCCUUCUUUAAUACUGUUAACAAACUACUGAAUAAGUUUAUCUGGAAGAAGGGCCCACCUCGCAUCGCUAAAUCAAUAAUGUCCAAAUUUAGGAAAGUGGGAGGCCUAAAUCUUCCAAAUAUUUUUGAUUACUACCUUGCCACUAGAGUACACCAACUUAAGGAAUGGUGGGUCGCGGAUAGUUCCAAACAUUGGGUCCAUAUUGAACAGACACUUGCCCCUACCCAUAAUUUGAAGGCUAUAUUGUUAGCCUCUCUUUUCAAGGAACCAUCACCACACUCCCUCCCGUAUUUAAUCUCUGCCUCUUUGAAAGCCUGGAAAAAAUACCAUGGAGGUGAGCACAAGACAUCUGUUUCCAUAGCAAAAAUCACUCCAAUAGAGGCGUUGCAGUACCUUAUCCCUGAUCUCUCUCUAGAGGGAUGGAAAAAGGAGGGAAUAGUAACGGUGGCGGAGUUGCUAAAUUUGGAGGAUCUUGACUCCUUUGAAAACUUGCAAAAAAGGUUCAAAAUACACAAAAACGACUUUUACAAACAUGGCCCUCUACCAAAUUUUUCAUCUGUUAUCUAUGGCCUUAAAGAGACAGGAAAAGCUUUUGUAAGACGAAACUCUAUUCAUCUGAGAAAGGUUGUAAGGAGAAGAUCAAGAUUGGCUGAUCAGUAUAUAGCUAUUCAACAUCGACAAGACCAGGUACCAUUACCCACUCAGCCUGGUCAGGAUGGGAACAACUAUACAAGAAAAGAAGCACAAAGAAUAAUUCAGUGGAUGAAGGAGAACCGGCAGGAGUUCAUCCAAAGCAAGAAUGGAAUUGUAAUUAAGUCAGGCUAUGAUCUCACAGAUGGUCGGAUAAGAUUUCCCCUGCAAGUCAAUGAACCUAAGACUGUGACUGUUUCUAUUGACAAUACAUCCGAUGAAGCCGUGACAUUUGUCCAGUACAAACUUCUGCGUAAGAUGCGGGUGUUUUCACUUCAAGAUGAACAACAGAUUUCUGCUGUCAAUACAAAAAUUUUGAAUCCAGGAGAUGUAUAUGAUGUUUCUGUGACGGCUGAAACGGCUUAUUACGGCUAUUUCCCUGUAACUAUUGUAUUUGAAUUCACAAGAGGAAAUGUGGAGUCCAUGGAGAAAUUUCUUAUUGGGAGGUUCAUCUCUGCAGUUUCUAACAGUAGAUUAGCUGAUGACCUGGCACCAACUUCCAGAUACACCCCCUAUCAAAGGAAUCUUACAAGGACCUUGGAAAGAAUUGAGGAUGAUGGAAUCCAACCUGACAGGUCUGUAGCCUAUUCAUUAGAAAAGGAGAUUCCACUUGGUAAUUUUCCUGUACCUUCAUACCUGAGAGAUGAUAUAAGAAAUGGACUGUUCUCCAGCAGAUCUACAUGGUCUGGACUCAAAUUAUUUCUUCAGCCCCUACUACGACUACCCCUUUUGUCUGCUUUCGGAGGGCAACGCCUGGGGUCCAGCAUAUCCAGGAACUUGCUGAUCUCAACCCUAGAGUUUAGCAACUAUCCCGAUAAAUUUCACUUGCUGCUACACCUAGAAGAGAUACAAAUGGAGAUUGACAUCCGGAAAUACGACAAAGAACGACAGACAAUGGAAAGAGACAGAAAUCUCCUAAUUCUUCAUGUGCCGGGGGUAGCUGAAAACCGCCCUUCAGUAUUAAAGGGAGAUCACCUUUUUGUCACUCUGUCAAAUGAACCUGAAUCCCCAUCUAAAGUCAGCUACAAGGGUUAUGUGCAUGGUGUCGAGCUGGAGAGAGUCAAACUUGGAUUUUCUCAAAAUCUUUUGCAGAAAUUUAUUUCAGGAAUGCUGUUUGAUGUCACUUUUACUUUUAACCGCAUGCCGCUGAAGGUUCAACAUCGGGCAGUUGACUUGGCCAAAAAGAGAAACCUGCAAGAAUAUCUGUUCCCAACUGGAGCACGCCAGCAAUGUAUUGUGAAUACAGACAACCUGAGACUGUAUGACCAAAAUCUUGAGAAUAACCAAGAACAGUACAUGGCAGUAAAGCAGAUUGUGAGUGGAUUCUCCAGACCAGCUCCUUAUCUCAUAUUUGGUCCACCAGGCACUGGAAAAACUGUAACUUUGGUGGAGGCCAUCAAACAGGUACUAAAGAAUAUCCCUAAGUGCCGUGUCCUUGCAUGUGCGCCAUCGAACAGCGCGUCAGAUCUGAUCUGUGAGCGCUUGAUGAAACACAUAGAUAAGAAAGAUAUUUACAGGAUGAUGGCCAGCAGCAGAGAUUUUCGUUUUGUUCCAGAAAUGAUCAAGCCCUGUUGCAACUGGAAUGAUACAACCCAGGCAUAUGAAUAUCCUUGCAAAAAUAAGCUUAUGGAAUACAAGGUUAUCAUCACAACUCUUAUUUCAGCCGGAAGGCUUGUUUCUGCGCAGUUCCCAGAUGGCCAUUUUACCCAUGUGUUUAUUGAUGAAUCUGGACAUGCAGUAGAGCCUGAGUGUGUAACAGCUAUAGCAGGUAUUCUGGAUGUGACAAAAGGAGGGCAGUUGGUUCUGGCUGGUGAUCCACAGCAGCUAGGCCCAGUGUUAAGGUCUCCAUUUGCCAUUGAGCAUGGAUUAAGUCUUUCAUUGCUGGAAAGACUAAUGACUCAUAAUCCACUGUAUGAAAAAUCCAACGGAGCUUACAAUCCUCAAUUUGUCACCAAGUUACUGCUGAAUUACAGGUCCCAUCCUGACAUUCUCUCUGUUCCAAAUGAACUUUUUUAUGAUAAUGAGCUCCAAGCCAAGGCUGAUGAAAUGGUCACACGUGUAUACUGCAACUGGGAGAAGCUUCCAAAGAAGAACUUUCCACUCAUAUUCCAUCAUGUGCUGGGGAAAGAUGAACGAGAAGGGAACAGCCCAUCCUUCUUCAAUGUACAUGAGAUAGAGGUUCUGGUGUCUUAUCUCCGUGACUUGCUGGAGACACAAGGAAAGAAAGGCAUAGCCAAAAUUUCUCCCAAAGAAAUUGGCAUAAUUGCUCCUUAUAGAAAGCAGGUGGAAAAAAUUCGGAAAGCCAUUGAUAAAGAAUUCAGAGCUUUAACUGACAUUAAAGAUCUUAAGAUUGGAUCUGUGGAAGAGUUCCAGGGUCAGGAACGGAGAGUGAUCCUUAUAUCUACAGUGCGGAGUUCUAUGGAUUAUGUCAAACUUGACGAAGACUUCAGUCUUGGAUUUUUAAAAAACCCUAAGAGGUUUAAUGUCUCCAUUACAAGGGCUAAAGCUCUCUUAAUCAUGAUUGGCAAUUCCAUCAUCCUACGAAAAGAUCCAAAUUGGUCUCGAUUUUUGAAGUUUUGCUGUGAUAAAGGUGGUCAUCGUGGCUUCCAAGCUGAUGACCUUGAAGAUCUGGAUGACACAGAACUUGCAGACCUUUUUGGAAACAUGAAUGUUAAUGAACCACAACCUAGUGAACCGAGUGGCGAGAGCGUAGUACAGCAGCAGGGAGAGCCAGCAUGGAGACAUGAACAUUAACUUAUCCUUGCUGAUGAUGACACUCAUAGGAGAUCUGCACACAGUCCUAUUUUUGCUUUCGGACUGAAGCCUGCUAUAGUUUUUAUAUAUAGCCCAAGCAGUCUUUUUUAUUUUUUUUGACAAUUUUUUUUAUGACUGCAUUAAAUUAUAUGUGAUUUUUCCAAGUAAAAUGUCCUCUUGAUAAGUUGAUGAAAAUGUUAUUUGUCGUUCCAAGAACAGGUAUAAUUCUUAUAGCAAGAUCAACCAGAUUUCUCAGACUCCAAAGCUGGAUAGUUUAUGGCUUAUAGAAGCCUAUUUGUCUGUAGGUUUGCUGUUUCUUAUUGUAGGAAGCCGGAUGAACCUAUGUGGCCUAACUGGUGGUCACCAAACUUUCCAUGAAUACAUUUGACAUAUACAUAAAUAGUGCAUCUGCAGCGUUAUUCAUGUUUGUAAAAAUACCAAACUUUAUUAAAGUCAAUGGGGUCUGUCAUAAUUCACCAGAA